Molecule: messenger RNA, 429 nt
Organism: Rotaria sp. Silwood2
Lineage: Eukaryota; Metazoa; Rotifera; Eurotatoria; Philodinida; Philodinidae
Source: the annotation of a GenBank genome assembly
AUGCAUUUUUAUCGUGUCUGUCUGAUUUUACUCCAUAUAGGCAGUUUAUUAUGUUAUUUACCUUAUCUUAUGGUACACAUAACAUAUCUUUCAUUUGAUUCAAUAUCAUUUCAAUCGAAAUUUGCUUAUAUAACCUACUGGGUUAACUAUUGUGUAGUUGUUAUUGGAGUUUUAAUUUGGUGUCUUUUUGUUGUUUGUCGAAAACAAACACCAUGGCAAAUUAUACAAGUAUCUGGAUUUUUAUUAAUUGCCAAAUUAAUUUAUACAAUACUUGAUUUGAUAACAAAAAUUCUUUUACGACAUGAAUUGAUUGUAGUUAUUUUUGAUUUAGUGCAUAUUAUAAUUUUAUUUCCAGCUAUAUUAAUUACCUUUUUACUUGUUCAACAUGUUAAAAGGAUAAUAAUUGUAUACAAUGAAUCUCAAUCAUAA